Molecule: messenger RNA, 1866 nt
Organism: Naumovozyma dairenensis CBS 421
Lineage: Eukaryota; Fungi; Ascomycota; Saccharomycetes; Saccharomycetales; Saccharomycetaceae
Gene: TPD3
Product: protein phosphatase 2A structural subunit TPD3
Exons: 1
Coding region: 1-1866 (621 amino acids)
Biological process (GO): protein dephosphorylation
Cellular component (GO): cytoplasm; protein phosphatase type 2A complex
Molecular function (GO): protein binding; protein phosphatase regulator activity
Source: RefSeq, a predicted model, not a curated record
AUGGAAACGGCAGCAACAACAACAAAUGGAGCAGACACUGCCUCAGCAAGUAAUGAUAUCUACCCAUUAGCUCUGCUUAUGGAUGAAUUGAAACAUGAUGAUGUCUCUACCAGAGUGGAUGCCAUGAAGAAAUUAGACAAGAUUGCCCUAGCAUUAGGUCCUCAAAGAACAAGAGAUGAAUUGAUCCCCUUCUUAGUGGAAGUGGCACAAGAUGAUGAAGAUGAAGUCUUUGCGGUCCUUGCUGAAGAAUUGGGUCAAUUCGUACCAUUUGUUGGGGGGGCUGAAUUCGCUCCAAUUUUAUUACCACCUUUGGAAAUUCUAGCUUCCACUGAAGAAACCUUAGUAAGAGAGAAAGCUGUAGACUCUUUGAAUAUUAUUGCAAAGGAUCUAUCUGAUCAGUUGUUAUUGGAAAAUUUCAUACCUUUGAUUGAAAGAUUGGCUAACGCAGAUUGGUUUUCUUCAAAAGUUUCCGCUUGUGGACUUUUCAAAUCUGUCAUUUAUAGAGUUCAAGAUGAUAAUUUAAGGAAAGAUUUAUUCCAAUUGUAUUAUCAUUUAGAUCAAGAUGAUACUCCAAUGGUUAGAAGAGCUGUAGGGAAAAACUUACCUACUUUAGUCGAUUUAUUAGUCGAAAACGCUGAUUUAUCAACUAAUCAAGAUUGGGAAUUCAUUUCUAAUAUCUUCCAAAAUAUUAUCAAUGACAAUCAAGACUCAGUUAAAUUUUUAGGGGUAGAUUGUCUUAUCUCCAUUGCUAAAUUUUUCAACGCUAAAAAUGAUCAAACUCAUUCUCAAGAACUAUUAAACUCGGCUAUAAAAUUAAUUAAUGAUGAAGCUUGGAGAGUUCGUUAUAUGGCAGCUGAUAGAUUCGAAGAAUUAACCAAACAAUUCAGUAAUAAUCCAAAUCAUCUCAAUGAAUUAAUUGAGCCAUUCUUAAACCUUUGUGAUGAUAACGAAGGAGACGUUAGAAAGGCCAUCUCUAAACAAAUCCCAGGUUUCGCGAAGUUAAUUAAUAAUCAAACAAUAGUAUUGACUAAAAUUUUACCAAUAAUACAAAAUCUAAGUAUGGAUGAAAUGGAAGACGUUAGAUCCUCUUUAGCUUUGAAAGUAAAUGAUAUCGCAGAAGUCUUGACGAAAGACCAAGCCAUCGAACAUCUUUUACCAAUUUUAUUAAAUAUGUUGAGAGAUGAAUGUCCUGAAGUACGUUUAAAUAUUAUUUCAAAUUUGAAAAUUAUUAACGACGUCAUCGGUAUUGAAUUAUUAUCUGAAUCUUUAUUACCUGCAAUCACAGAAUUAGCCAAAGAUGGUAAUUGGAGAGUCAGAUUAGCUAUCAUUGAGUAUAUUCCAAUACUAGCUAAACAAUUAGGUGUGGAAUUCUUUGAUCAUCAAUUAAGUGAAUUAUGUCUUUCCUGGUUAUGGGAUACUGUUUAUUCAGUAAGAGAUGCCGCAGUCAAUAAUUUAUCUAAAUUAACAGAAAUCUUCGGCUCAGAUUGGUGUCGUGAUGAAAUUAUUCCAAAGUUGCUGAAAAUGGAUCCUCAAUUAUUGAAAAAUUUCAUUUAUAGAUUUACUUUACUAUCAACUUUAACUGCUCUUUGUAAAGUUGUGUCACCAAAAGUUAUCGCUUCUGAAAUUUUACCCUUCAUUGUUAAUUUAUCAACUGAUUCCGUACCAAAUAUUAGAUUCAACGUUGCUAAAUCUUAUCCAAUCAUAAUAGAAACUCUACGAGAAGAUGAAGAUAAAACUGAUUAUACUCCUUUAAUAACUACCACUAUUGAUCCUUCUUUACAAAAAUUAUGUGAAGAUGAUGAUGUAGACGUUAAAUAUUUCGCAAAUGAAAGUUUAGAAAAAUGUAAGAAAUUGUUGGCUGUAUAA